Messenger RNA from Eruca vesicaria subsp. sativa (arugula), 2165 nucleotides. Lineage: Eukaryota; Viridiplantae; Streptophyta; Magnoliopsida; Brassicales; Brassicaceae. The record is from the annotation of a GenBank genome assembly.
AACUCGAGUACAUUGCAUAAGUAACCAUGGUUUGGUUUAAAAAAAAAAAGAAAAAGAAUUCAUACAAACUUUACCCCACACUGUAUCUUCUUCAACCUCCUCUUGUUUUCAUACCUGGUUUCAAAACUAAUUCAACUCUUCAUCUUAGUUUUAAAACUCGAAACUCUCAAAACCAAGUUGUUGUCUUUAUCAGAAACUAUCUGCGUUUUUAUGGUUUCAAGCAUCAGUAGAAGAAAGGUUUGGUCUUUUGGAUUUGGUUGUGUAAUAAUCUAGAGAUAGAGGAAGAAGAUGAAUGAUUUAGGAUGGGACGAGGAAGAGACAUAUAUAGCUAAUGCAGUUUUAGGAAACUUAGCUUCUGAUUUCCUCAGAGCAAUCUCAUCUUCGAAUCAGAAUCUCUUUCUAUUUAUGGAAACUGACGAUAGUCUGAACAAGAAGCUAUCUAGCUUCGUGGAGUGGCCAAACUCUGAGAAUUUCAGCUGGAACUACGCUAUCUUAUGGCAGCAAACCAUGUCAAGAUCCGGGCAUCAAGUCCUAGGUUGGGGAGAUGGGUGUUGUCGUGAGCCUAACCAGUCAGAGGAAUCAUCAAAACUAGUCAGUGGAUUAGUAAUAGAGGAAGAGAUGAGAUGGCAGGAGAUGAGGAAGAGAGUGUUGCAGAAGCUUCAGAGAGUGUUUGGUGAAUCUGAUGAAGACAAUUAUGCUUUGGGGUUAGAGAGAGUUACAGCUACUGAGACUUUUUUCUUGGCUUCGAUGUAUUUCUUCUUUAACCAUGGUGAAGGUGGUCCUGGGAGGUGCUUUGCUUCAGGGAAACAUGUGUGGUGGCUCUCAGAUGCGGUUGUUUCUGAUUACUGUUUCAGGUCUUUUAUGGCGAAAUCCGCCGGGGUCAGGACGGUUGUUAUGGUUCCUACUGAUGCUGGUGUUCUUGAGCUUGGUUCUGUUUGGUCUUUGCCUGAGAAUGUUGAGUUGGUUAAGUCUGUUCAAGCUUUGUUCAUGAGGAGAGUUGAGGCCUCAAACAUGAGGAUUCCCAAGCUUUUCGGACAGGAACUGAAUAGCUUGGACCAUGGAGCUAUUAAAGGCUCAACAUUUGGUUACAUAUCUCAGGGAAGUGAUGUGAAAGUGCAGGAGAAUGGCAAUAACAAUUACAAGAUGCAGAUAGAGUUUGCUGGAUCAUCUACAGACACUCAACGGGAGAAGACAGAUUCUUGUAAUGAGAAAAGACCAGCGAGCUUAUUAGCAGGAGCAGCUUCUGUUGUGGAAGAGAAGAGACCGAAAAAGCGAGGGAGAAAGCCUGCAAAUGGAAGAGAAGAGCCAUUAAACCAUGUGGAAGCUGAGAGGCAGAGACGAGAGAAGCUGAACCAAAGAUUCUACGCUUUGCGAGCUGUUGUUCCUAAUAUCUCUAAGAUGGACAAAGCUUCUCUUCUUGAAGACGCCAUUUCUUACAUCAAAGAGCUUCAAGAGAAAGUGAAGAUCAUAGGUGCUGAAGGAGUAAGAAAAGCAGAUAGAACAGAAGUUGACAUUAAAGCUGUGGACGAAGAGGUUGUUGUAAGAGUAAUCUCACCGUUAGAGUCACAUCCAGCUUCAAGAAUCAUACAAGCAAUGAGAAACUCAGAGGUUAGUCUAAUGGAGUCUAAGCUUUCAUCUGCUGAAGAGACAAUGUUUCACACUUUCGUGGUAAAGUCUAGUAACGGGUCGGAUCCAUUGACGAAAGAGAAGCUUAUAGAAGCAGUGGCCUACCCGCAAACCAGCUCGAUGCAGCAGUAGCCAUUAUUAGUACAAUCUCAUAGUUCACAGGUUUCUGGUGAUUUGUACAAGUGAAAGCUUCUUCUCAUGUUCAGUAUAGGCAAAGUUGAGGUUCGCAUAGACAUAGGUAAAUCCCUUUUUUGUUUGCUUUCUAUUCUUAGAGUGAAAGCAAUCCAGUUUUCUUUAUAUAUGCUAACAUCUAUUAUAUUAAAAGAGAAGUCACAACUUCUCUUCAUGUGUGAUAUUUUUAAAAAUGGACCAUUCUUAGAAAGUAAUAUUUCAUAUAUAUCUUAAUAACAUUUUAUUUGACUUAGUUACAAUAUCUUUUGAUAUCUUUCUUUUAUUUGAAAUAAAAUAAAUAUUUUAAAAAGAAUUCUAACAAAAUCUUUUAGAAUCUUUUAUAAACAUUAAACAUAUGAAUAAUAAUA